CCCAUAUCUAUUCUCUAGAAAGAGCUAUCCUAUCCGAUAGAAAAAUAGCCAUACGCAGCUAUCUACAUACCGAUCGCCAGGUAAUGGUGCGAUAAGCGCCGUGAUAUCACUUGCAGUCGAAAAAUCUGACCGGUAAACCGUCACCACGGUCGCCGAGUCGCGACCCGCUCCCGACGACGACCCCGAUCUCUCUCGAUCCUCUCCUCCCUCACCAAAAUGCCUUCAAGACGCACGCACUCUGCCCGGGAUGGAGUACAUCACCCGCGGGGUCUGCGGGCAGGAGGGGUGCCGUGAACGACGGUAUUAUCUCGACAACGGUCUCUGGUUCUGCAGGCGGGGUCAUCAACAAGAGGGCCGACAAGUCGAGGAAGAUCCGGAGGAUUUUGGUACCCAGGGUCGCACGAGUCGUGUCAAGAAGGCCGUUUCUGAGAAGUCGAAAAAGACAUACACCGGCCGUCAGGCCUAUCGUCUCUUUCUACAGGUCUACCAGUUAAUCCUGUGGAAGCAAUGUUACGCGCUGGUGCACACCCGCGGCUUUCCGCCGCAGUUUGAGGACGUUGUUCGCGAUCUUUGGGCGCUCUGGCUGGGGACUUUCGAAGACAAGAUCAAGGAGCUGGGCGAUGAUGACGAGCCGGAGUUCUUCAGCUCACAGGCCACGACCGGGCUGGAUGAGGAGGAUGAGGCUAAGAAAACCAAAGGCCGGAAGGCGAAGUGGCCUCGUCUCAUCGAUUGUAUAGCUCUUUGGUAUCUGGGGGCAUUUUUGAUGCGGAUUCCGGUGAAUGUGGCGGAUUUUCAUCGGAUGGUCCUCCGGGAUGAGGUUCCCUAUAUCAGGGUGGUACGCAUUGUUCCGAGGGAGAUGAGGGAUAAGCUGCCCCAAGAGUUCAUUUCGAUUCUGGAAACUACGAAAAUCCCUCAGCCGGAGCACAUCCAUAGUGCUGUCUCGGACUUCGUGCUGUUCUACCAUGGGAAAUUCGAUAUGAAAUUCCCGGCGCUGAAUUGGCCAGUCUUGUUGUAUAGGUUCAUCAAAAGACUUGCGCUUCCAAUUGAAAUCUACCCUGCCGUCAAGAAGCUCCAGCAUCUCCUAGGAUUCACCUUUGAAUAUCCCACCCGGAUCAUCGGCAGGAGAAUGCCAAUCAAUUUCCCCGAACUGCAGCUGAUCGCGCUUAUUGUCAUCGCCACGAAACUCAUCUUCCCCUUUGACCGCAGGAUCCGGCACCCUUGUUCGGCCAAGGAGCCCGCCGUCCAGGUCAUCGAUUGGGGCCUCUGGACGCAGAUCCAGGGCCAUUUCGACAACCGAGAAACGGCCCGAGGAAAGCUGGGCAAGGGCAACGAGAUCAAGGUCUCCGAGAAAGACGUGUUCGACAUGACGCCGUCCCAACUGGACGAGUACAUGGCGUGGUACGAGAACAGCUGGAUUGACACGAACAGAUCAUUGAACCCACUGGCGGAACUCUUCCCACUUGGUCCCGGCGCCGGCGCCAGCCGCGCUGGAACUCCAUCCGUAGAGGUCGACGAGGAGGAAGCUAUCGACUCCAUGGUCCAGAUCGCCACGGGCCAGCUGCAAUCCAGACCGACCAUCCCGGAUAACGAGUCGGACUCGGAUACCAAACGCCCGGGAUCCUACUACACGCGGUACCGGACCGAGGAAUACCUGCCUGAGAAUGCGAGGUCGUUCUACGAGGUCACUGCCAAGGUAGUGGGCGUUUCGCUCACCACGCUUCUGAGGGUUGUCCUGCAGGCGGAGAACAAGGUUACCCGCUGGUUGGAAGAGCAACGACGCGCGGAGCUUUUUGGCGAAUCGUAUCCCGUAUACAAUGAAGAGUCCCCGGGCGAGAUGGAUUUGGAUUAGAAUGUUAUGCUGGAGCCGGGAUUGAGCGAUCUGGGUCUUGCAUGUUUGAGUUUGAGCUGGGGGAUGAGAUCGGAUGAGAUCCGGGUCUUGAUCGUUUAUACCAAAUGAUAGAUUUGUGGCGUUGCGCGGAGUAUAGGCUUGAUAUUCAGUCAGUUGGAUUAAUAAAACCAAAUUG
This is a messenger RNA of Aspergillus heteromorphus CBS 117.55, 2024 nucleotides long. RefSeq names its product TFIIB-type zinc finger domain-containing protein. The record is from RefSeq and is a predicted model, not a curated record. Gene Ontology annotation, cellular component: RNA polymerase I core factor complex; RNA polymerase transcription factor SL1 complex. Bases 248 to 1849 code for a protein of 533 amino acids. Gene Ontology annotation, molecular function: RNA polymerase I core promoter sequence-specific DNA binding. Gene Ontology annotation, biological process: RNA polymerase I preinitiation complex assembly; nucleolar large rRNA transcription by RNA polymerase I. NCBI's taxonomy places the organism in Eukaryota, Fungi, Ascomycota, Eurotiomycetes, Eurotiales, Aspergillaceae. The transcript has 8 exons.